AUGGAAUUACAAGUAAGAGACGAAAGUGAAUGGAAGAUCAUUUCAUACGUGCAGAUAGCCGUCUAUAUUUUGGCCACGAUUCUGGUAAUCGUCCUACUUAUACAGAGAUUUACUUCGAAGGCUAGAGGAGUGUUAAUCAAGCAGUCAUUUAUCUUCAUUUUUAUAUUUAAUCAUGUCAAGGUCGCUGGAGCAAUUUGCAUGAUUGUGUUUUUCCACCAAACAAAAGCUAGCGAGGGUUUAACAAUUGCUACAUAUAUCUUGAACAAUGCAAGUUUGGGUUUUUUGAUGAAGUCUGUCAUGCCUAUAGCAAUUCGUGUGUGCUUUGACGAGUUUACUGUGGUUAAAGAAGAUGAGUGGAAGCUGGAUCAAGGAACACAAAAGGGUACUCCUCAGCGAAAUAGAAUAGCCCAUUUAAUGACUUUGUUAGUUACUGCAGGUAUUGUAACCACAGUUGUUGGAAGUGCUUGCUUGACGAGCGAUAUCAGUACUGCAAACUCUUUGUUUAAAGCUAGUGGCCUUAUAUUUUUAGCGGCUGUUGUUAUAAUGACAGCUGUUGUCUUAAUUAGUUUGCGAAAAGAGAGCGAAUAUGGUCUGGUUAACAAAUUUUUGUUGGUUUGCUCAGCUUUUCUUUUGAUUCGGUGUAUUUACAGUGUUGUUUCCGCAUUUGCAGGAAUGGAUAUAUUCUCAAAUCCAAGCAAAUAUGUUUUUCUUUUCGGAGAAUACCAAUACUAUUGUUUCAUAGCUUUUAUUGAAGAAAUUUUAACAAAUUUGACGAUCAUUUCAACGACGUACUAUCUUGCCUACAAGGUUAUGGACUUUUGA
Messenger RNA from Priceomyces carsonii, 822 nucleotides. RefSeq lists its product as uncharacterized. The record is from RefSeq and is a predicted model, not a curated record. Bases 1 to 822 code for a protein of 273 amino acids. Lineage: Eukaryota; Fungi; Ascomycota; Pichiomycetes; Serinales; Debaryomycetaceae. The transcript has a single exon.